AUGCAGCCCACGUCUCUCUCUCUCCUACGCCUCUAUCCCUCUUUUGGACCUUGUGAAAUCAACUUUCCCCUAUUGAAGUGGUGCAGGAAAUCCUUUUCCUCUGAACCUAAUUGGUGUUAUGCUGAAAGAGUGAAAGAGAUUGAGAUGGUUGUUUGUCCUUGGACUAAACCCACAGCAACCUUAAAACAUCGUCCUCCCACCAUUGUUGGACCAAAACAUCACCACCUCACCUCCUUUCCCCUCCUUCUCAUUGAAUUACUGUCAGGAAACGAAGAGGAAAUCAAGAGCAGUCGAGGACUGCCACCCUUAUACCACAUUUGUGCCAUUCAGCACCACCAUAGGCCGCCACCAGCCUCCACCAUUUAUGUUUCCCGUGGGCUGCCAACGCUAAACACAACACCCCACCACCCGCCUACAACGCCGACCCAUUCCGCCGUCACCACCCGAUGCCACCUAGGCCGCUGCUACUGUGAAGAAUCCAACCACCGUCAGCCACUGAUUUCGAUCACCAUCGACUUCUCCUUCCUCCCUUGUGUAAUUCCCGUCGAGUGUAAGCCAAAACGAAGCAGCAGAAGGCCGCCGGAGCAGCCUCCUGCCACUACAGUCACCAACCUCUUGAUGCCACCACCAUCUUCUGCCAUUGGUAAUUUAAAUAUACCCGGUGGUUCGUUUUAAGAACGAGGAACGUCACGUAACAAAACUCACGAUAAGAUCUACACCUCGAGCCUCGUUCACGCUUCAAGUGAAAUCAGUGAACCAGCCUUUAACAGAAGAUUUGUUCAUGGAUUUUCGGGCAAUCUAGUCUCAUUUAGUUUUUGUUAUGUCAGCCUACUUGUUAACACGAAUUUAUGAACCUAUUAAUAUAUGUAUGAACCUUGUAUUCGAAAUUUAAACUUGAAUGUAACUGCUAUGUUGUUAUUGUUGUAACUUGUGAUGUAUAUUCAAUUUGCUUGGGAUCCAUGAACUAAGUCGCACAGCCCGGCGUAUUCCGCCGCCUCGAUCGGGGGUGUGACAACAUGAGGGGGUACACAAAGCAAUUGAGGAGGUAUCAACGUUUUGGAAAAGAAGAGCUCGGAUUGAUCGCAAUGAACACACCUAUGAUUUCCACAAUGAUUGAUUUUGGGAUAAACUCUGAUAAAUGAUUUACUUAACGAUGAUUUGGAAUGUAUGAAAUAAAUGAUGACAACGAAAUCUACCUCCGGUGAAGAAGCAACAACAGGUAAAAGGAUCCGAUGACUGUGGGGAAGCUACCAAACUGGUUCAAAACUUGUGUCUCUUCUCCGUAUCUUUUUUCGCGAUCCACCAUCAAUACCAUGCAUACACCACCAUCAACCGAGAACAACAACCGCCACAAUCAACCUUCAGCCACCAUCGACGAUAUCACCCGACUCAAGCCC
This is a messenger RNA of Lactuca virosa, 1397 nucleotides long. Lineage: Eukaryota; Viridiplantae; Streptophyta; Magnoliopsida; Asterales; Asteraceae. The record is from the annotation of a GenBank genome assembly.